UCAUCUCAUCCCUUACGACAACCUUACUCUCUGCAUCCAUCCUCAUCAACCUGAAGGUGGUUCUUGGACCUCUCAAGCCCUAUUCACAGCUGUUUCUAAACCCACAGAACUUCGAUAGCGCUCUUUAUUCCACGUCCAGGAGCACUCCAUAUCGGCUACUCGUUCUUCAGAGGCAUAGACCAGGGACUUGACACACUUUCUUCCAGAAAACACCCCAACUACCCUUAUGGCGGCCGGUCGAGGAGGCGGGCCAACGGCCACUCCCAAGAAGGAGGACCCUGUGAGGCAACAAUUGGUCCAGGCUUUGUUCUCGGAUAGCUCAUCCAGUAACUCUGAGACGUUGCUUACAUAUAUCAAGAUCUAUGAGGAAGAAAAAAGCAGCAAGGACACCAAGAUCAUGCCAACGGGCAAAAAAACAGGAGGCGCGGAGAGAACGAAAAUGCUUUCCAAGCCCAGAUACCUUUGCAUGACUGUUAAGGCGAACGGAAAAGUGCGUCUGCACAAGGUUAAAAAGACAUCGGCAACCUCUUAUCAUAUCGGCAGAACUUGGCAUCUGGAUGAAAUCAAGUCGAUCGAGAAUGUGGACGCAAGGCGCUGGACAGUGGUCAUCAACAGGCCGUAUGCAUGGGUCACAGAUACCGCUGAGGUCAAGAGCGACUUUUUGCUGAUGCUAUUGAAGGUUCUCAGAAGCAACUUGAAGAGACUGCCUACGCUUACCAACAUUGACGAGCCCGCAUUAGCAACCCAGUUCAAUGUGGCGCGAGAGGCACAAAUCGCACCUCCAAACAGAAACCACAGGAUAGCGCCUAUACCCGACCCUGGCACCAUCGCCAACUCUACAGGAACUUUCAACCAGGACUUUGAGAACCGCCUCUCUAUCCAGACCGAACGUAUGAAGCGAAGCGCAGCUCCAUCCAUUUCCUCCCUUGGAUCAACCAUCGUGCCCGGAGCUGCAGGAGGCGCUAGUCCUCGAAGCGAACGCAGCGGAGCAAAGUUUAUAGACGACAAUGAGCCUUUGGAUGAGGUUGCUCUGAUGAACCUGGAGGAACUCUUGUAUGACAUGGAUCUCGCCUCGAGUGAAGAUGGCGUGGCGCUGGAGACGCGACUGAUGAAUGAACUAAACUCCCUGGAGAUGGCAAACGUCUACUCAAUCAUCGAGUCGGAUGAUAGGAUCAAAGAUGUGAUGUCAGAGCUGGACAAGGGUAUUGAGGAACUAGACGACAUGGACAAUUGGUUGUCACUUUAUCGCCAGGAAUUGGAUUCUAUGGGCGACGAUAUCCGGCUGAUCGAGUCCCAGAACCGUGGUCUACAGAUUCAAACCUCGAACCAAGCCAGUCUCUUGAGAGAGCUGGAGAAUCUCUUGAUCUCGAUCACGAUUCCAGACCGGAUCCUUGAGACGCUAAAGAAAGAGACGCUCGAGCGGGAGAGCGGUGUCCACAAGCUUGAAGAUGCAGCAGCAGAGAUUCAGGAUGUGCUGCUGGCCAAGUACGAUGAGGACGUUGCAGGCAUGAGUGCAGUCAGAGGACGCAUGGAGCUAUACGGUUUCCAUUGCUCGAAUUUUGCAGGUAGAUUAGCAGAUUUCCUGAGGAACAGGAUCCAGGCACAGGUGGAUCAUUUUUUGAAUGACAAGCAGCGAACCUUGAGCAAGGGAUACGUGGUGAUGUUUGGAUAUGAGCCGAUUGAGAUUUAUUUUAUUACAUUCCGCGGCUUGAUCGUCUGGCUGCGGGAGAUGGACCCGCGCCGAUUUGCAGAUUUGCAGAUGAUCUUUGUCAACAACCUGAACCGACUCUAUCGAAAAGACAUCAAGGAGUUUUUCAGCGUUCUCUCGACACACCAUGUCGCGAAGCUGGAGAAGCCCGACGACUCUGAGUUCGUUUUUGGGUCAACCUACCAUGGUGGGUUGAUUGCACGCGGAGGAUCUGCUCUUCGAGAAUCACUAUCGUCACCUUCGGACCUUACUCAGAAGAUUCCAUGGCGUAGGCGAUCGACGCGCGCAAACCAAGAUAUCACGUUGGUUGGCAGGAAUGGCACGCUUCACGAGUCUUCGCACAGGAUUGAUGUGGGCCCUGAAGAGAAAUUGGCGGUCGACGAGGCGUUCUCUCAGGCACUUUCGAUUGUCACAACUGUGGCAGCUCGGGAGCAAAACUACAUGUCGGACUUGUUUACACUGGCCAAGAUGAUGUCGAUGCGCAUGUUCAUUGACGAGCCACCACCAUUCUCACUCCAGGAGCUGGAUUCGAAGCGAAAGUCGAGUCUGGAUCUGAAGAGCUCGAAACGGCUGGCACACUUGAUGGGUAUCAUGUUUGACGGCCUGAGUGUGGAACUGAACAACUUUGCGGAGAACGGGGUCAAGAACGAGAGCGUUCAAUGCGUGGGCAUGCUGAUUUCGGUCGAGCGAACACAGAAGGAGUUUGCGGAUUCAGAUCAGAGCUUUUUGAUUACGAUGUUAUCACAGCUGCACACGAAGCUAGUGGACAUGUUUGAAAAGUAUGUGGAGGAGCAGCUCAAGUUUAUUGAGGAGGCACGGCACAGGACCAAGAGAAAGGGCGUUCUCCCCUUCAUGCGGAUUUUCCCUCGCUUUGCGGAGAGGAUGGAGGCACUGUUGGAUGGUAACGGCGACAUUGAGGCGCGCAAGCUGAUCACGGGCGCGUAUGACAAGCUGGUGAGAAUGAUGUUUGAGUCGACGGAGGCGGUGGCCAAGGAGACUGUGGACUUUGACGACAAGGAGCAAGGAUCACAUGUGAUCAAUAUUGAGAAUAUGCAUCAUUUUUACUCGGAGCUUCGACAACGCAAGGUCACGAAUCUUGAAAGUUAUAUGAAGUACGCCAAGAGCUCGUAUGAGAGACAUCUGGAUUCGUAUGUCCGCGGUGUUGUCAGGAAGUCGCUCUUGAAGCUUUUGGAUUUCUUUGAUGGAGUGGAAGGGUUGGUGAAGAGCAAGGCGUCCGAGGAUGUGGCCUUCCACUUGACGUACAACAAGCAGGCGCUCAAGAAGGUCGUCUCACAAUACCCAGCGUCGGCCGUCCGCAAGGAUCUGGCGCAUCUAUACAAGAAGGUCGAGAAACACUUUUCGUCAGAGGAAGAGGAAGGGCUGUUGCAGGUGACAUGGAGAGGUAUCCAGGAGGAAUUUAUUCGACAGCACGAACGUUUCUCGCGACUGAUUCGGGAAUGCUAUCCGGAUGCAGGGUUGCAGAUGGAGUUUUCGAUGCAGGAGCUGCUGGGAUUCUUCUCGGAGAUCACAAAGAACCAUCAUUAAUUCGCGAGGUGCGCUUUGUCGUCGUCGUGCGAAAGCGAUCCAGGCAAGAGGUCAAGCGGAGAUGGAUGAGAUGUGGGAAGGAGCCUCCAACAUUUAUAGACCAGUGUAGAGCUGGAAUAAACGAUCUCGUAACAAAAAAAAAAGUAA
Messenger RNA from Gamsiella multidivaricata, 3400 nucleotides. RefSeq names its product exocyst complex component Sec3-domain-containing protein. Gene Ontology annotation, biological process: exocytosis; Golgi to plasma membrane transport. NCBI's taxonomy places the organism in Eukaryota, Fungi, Mortierellomycota, Mortierellomycetes, Mortierellales, Mortierellaceae. The record is from RefSeq and is a predicted model, not a curated record. The transcript has 11 exons. Bases 227 to 3253 code for a protein of 1008 amino acids. Gene Ontology annotation, molecular function: phosphatidylinositol-4,5-bisphosphate binding. Gene Ontology annotation, cellular component: plasma membrane; exocyst.